Molecule: messenger RNA, 1138 nt
Organism: Telopea speciosissima
Lineage: Eukaryota; Viridiplantae; Streptophyta; Magnoliopsida; Proteales; Proteaceae
Product: chlorophyll(ide) b reductase NOL, chloroplastic
Exons: 13
Coding region: 1-1032 (343 amino acids)
Molecular function (GO): oxidoreductase activity
Source: RefSeq, a predicted model, not a curated record
AUGGCUUCUCUUCUCUUUCCCGCCAUUUCCCUUUCUCCUAUUCCCGCUAAAACUGAAGCUCAUAUCUUUUCAUUUGACCGUUGUCGCACCGACUGCUAUCGUCUACCGACCUAUGCCUUCCACCGACGGUGUCUGAAACUCGGGCUUCGCGUGUCGAGUCUGAACCUUCCCCAAAUUACGGCGGAAUCAUCUGCGACAAAAAGCCCUAUGGUUCCUCCUUAUAAUGUAUUGAUCACUGGGUCUACUAAAGGAAUAGGAUAUGCGCUUGUUAAAGAGUUUCUAAAAGCAGGUGACAAUGUUUUAAUCUGCUCAAGAUCAGGUCAACGGGUGGAGUCAGCAGUUCAAAAUUUGAGACAAGAGUUCGGGGAGCAGCAUGUGUGGGGUACUACAUGUGAUGUUAGAGAAGGGAACGAUGUCAAGGAUUUAGUUGCAUUUGCCCGUGACAAGCUCAAAUACAUUGAUAUAUGGAUUAAUAAUGCAGGAUCAAAUGCAUACAGCUUUAAACCAUUGUCAGAAACUUCAGAUGAAGAUCUUAUAGAAGUUGUUACAACAAACACACUUGGUCUAAUGAUAUGUUGCCGAGAGGCAAUAAAGAUGAUGUUGAACCAGCCUCGAGGAGGUCAUAUUUUCAACAUUGAUGGAGCUGGUUCAGAUGGAAGACCAACUCCAAGAUUUGCUGCAUAUGGGGCAACAAAACGCAGUGUAGUUCACUUGACAAAGUCAUUACAGGCUGAAUUACAGAUGCAAGAUGUUAAAAAUGUUGUGGUGCAUAACCUGUCGCCUGGUAUGGUUACAACUGAUCUUCUCAUGUCUGGGGCCACUUCAAAGCAGGCCAAAUUUUUCAUUAAUGUUUUAGCAGAACCAGCGGAAGUGGUUGCAGAAUAUCUCGUUCCAAGCAUCAGAUCCAUCCCAAGCAAUGGUUCCAUGAAACCAACCUACAUUCGUUUUCUUACUGGAUUGAAGGCCUACUCCCAGAUAUUUUCAAGAUUUGCUUUUGGUGCCAGAAGAAACAGAUACCUGCUUGAAGAUUGAAAUAUUGUAAGUUAUAUGUGUUUUUGUGUUGUAAUUUUUAUGAUUAUAUUGUAACUUUAUUUUCUUAUUAAUUAAAUAUUUUUUCUUAAAAUUAUUUGUUUUUGCU